Messenger RNA from Morus notabilis, 1478 nucleotides. RefSeq names its product myb family transcription factor PHL8. The transcript has 6 exons. NCBI's taxonomy places the organism in Eukaryota, Viridiplantae, Streptophyta, Magnoliopsida, Rosales, Moraceae. The coding region runs from base 242 to 1291 and encodes 349 amino acids. Gene Ontology annotation, molecular function: DNA-binding transcription factor activity; DNA binding. The record is from RefSeq and is a predicted model, not a curated record.
UUCCCUCCCAACAUAACCCCACUUAUUAUGUUUCCAGAUAUGGAGUGAGAACAUACGACACCCCAACAACUCCAAUUUAUAAAAACAGAAACUACUACUACUACUGGUACUACAACUACAGCUGCCACAUAUUGCAAAAACACCGAAAUUCCCAUAUUUAUGUUUUUCAAGUCCUCUAUUUUCUGUCUCUCAUCCACAACACACAAGAGGAGAAAAAAGAAAGAAAAUCCUUCUUUAGAAUAUGCAAAAUCAGAAUAUGAAUUUGGUCUUAUCCACUGAUGCAAAGCCCCGGCUUAAAUGGACUCCUGAACUUCAUCAUAGAUUUGUUGAAGCAGUCAAUCAGCUUGGAGGGGCAGACAAAGCCACACCAAAGAGUUUGAUGAGAGUGAUGGGAAUUCCUGGACUCACUUUGUACCAUCUAAAGAGCCAUUUACAGAAGUACAGGUUGGGGAAAAGCCAACAGUCUGAAAAUUGCUCUGAUGAUAAGCAAGAAGAUUACAAAGAGAUUCAAGGAAGUGAUGGGCAUUUCAAUAGGGAGAUCAAUGAUGGAAGUCAGAGUGAGAUCAAUGAAAGCUUGAAAAUAGCUGAGGCUCUCCAGUUGCAAAUGGAAGUACAAAGAAAACUCCAUGAACAGAUUGAGGUCCAGAGACAUUUGCAGCUGAGAAUUGAAGCUCAAGGGAAGUAUCUACAAUCAGUACUAAAAAAAGCACAGGAAACUCUUGCUGGUUAUAGCUCUUCUUCAAUGGGAGUAGAGUUUGCGAAAACCGAACUCUCUCGGUUACUAAACAUGGUUAACACAGGAUGCCAAAGCUCAUCGUUCUCAGAACUAACUGAAGCGAGAGAAUUAAGCCUAGAAGUCAUUGAAAGGAGGUCAAUGAGACGCACAAUAUGCUCCAUGGAGAGCUCACUCACAUCCUCCGAAAGCUCGGGGAGAAAGGAAGAAGAGAAGCGACCGAUGAAUUCGAACGAUUGGGAAGGCAAUGAUGAUGAUCAUCAUCAAAAGUCCAACAACACAAACUCUGUUGAAUUACCACUAAUGGAUGUCCAUCCACAACACAAGCCAUGGAACAGUGAAACAAGCAAUGGAAGAAAGAGAAGCGGGAACACCAUUUCUGAUGGAGUUUGUGUUGAGCAACCGGUUUCGAAAAGAUCACAAAACCAUGUAGAGAAAAGCAAUGACCAUUUGAGAACAUCUGGAUUUUUGCCGGGGACUAUUGAUCUGAAUAGUCAAUAUCAGAAUGACUUUGAAACGGGUCCAAAAGCAAUAGACUUGAAUUGCAAAGGAAUAUAAGGAGGGAAAAACAAAACUGCUCAAAAUGUGCAUCUCGAGUUGUCUUAAACGUUGAUACUAAUUGGCGCGAUCUUAAUUAUAUAGUGAAUGCGCCAAACUUGAUUGUUGGACUUUAAUCUUGUCUAUAAACUAUGUAUAUUGUCAUGUGUUAUGGAUCUCCAAGGACUUUUGAAAGUAUAUUCAUAUU